GGGAGGAACGUCCAGACGGCACCAUAUACGAGGUGCUUCGAUGUCCUGAGUGAGAAGGAAGAGAAGGACGAGCUCUCGGAGGCAGGACCCAAUUACCAGCUGACCCUGGCGAUGGCCAAGCUGGUUCUUCAGCGCAAGGACGACCUGCGCAACCAAAGGCGCGACGUGAACGUGGUUCUUGUCCAGCGCGCAGACACGAAGCUCCAACUGGCUCUCGAGGAGGGCGUCGGCAAGUACAACCAGGCGGGCAAGGAGGCGAUGAAUGCGGCCAUCGCUCAGGGCCCCAAACCAGAAGCCACGGUCUUGGCGGUGAAGACCAUUAUCGAGUUGGGCUCCAAAGUUCAGGAUCGCGACGCGAUCUUCCACGCAACCCGUUGUUUCGUGAUCGCGUCGGAGGACGCGGAGGGCAAUGCAGUGAAGAAGUGGAUCUUCGCGAUCAUGCGCCACCGUCAGCUCCACCAGACCUUCGAGACCCUGAGGGGCAACGGAGGCGGUCGGGCCGUGGGGCUGCAGUUCGAGCGCGACGCAGCGCCGCGCAGCCAGGCAGCCACGAAAGUAGAGAAGUUGGCCUUCCGCGAGGGCAAGGGGGCCAAGGGCAAGCGCAGGGCGAAGCGUCAGAAGAACUUGAGG
Messenger RNA from Prorocentrum cordatum, 630 nucleotides. The record is from the annotation of a GenBank genome assembly. NCBI's taxonomy places the organism in Eukaryota, Dinophyceae, Prorocentrales, Prorocentraceae.